Messenger RNA from Sinocyclocheilus rhinocerous, 1758 nucleotides. RefSeq names its product methyltransferase 8, methylcytidine (gene mettl8). Gene Ontology annotation, molecular function: tRNA (cytidine-N3)-methyltransferase activity. NCBI's taxonomy places the organism in Eukaryota, Metazoa, Chordata, Actinopteri, Cypriniformes, Cyprinidae. The transcript is spliced from 10 exons. The record is from RefSeq and is a predicted model, not a curated record. Bases 265 to 1374 code for a protein of 369 amino acids.
AUUAUAAUUAAAGCUACGUUUUCAGUAGACAUUAUUUGCUACUAAGCUAAGCUAACUGUUAACUGCUAACUUUUCCAUUGUUUACACGUAUCCUCAUAUCAAGCAUUUCCAAAACUUGGCAAAAUUAUAGAAUAUAUUCGCAUGAAAAUCUUACAAUUGUCUACUUCUAGCAGUGAUUUCUUUGCUUGCUUUGAAAUUGUAAUCCGCGUACAAACCGGCGCUCACAUGUGUUUACAAUAACUUCCGGGUGUACGGCAUCUGAAGAUGAGGGGGUUCUUGAAGCUGGCCGUCCGUGCUGUGAGCUGCAUCCCCCGCAGGCCGUUCAGUGGAGGAAGACCACCCGCGCCGUUAGGAGGAAGAAUCCUCACCGACCCCGAGGACAUCUUUCAGCAUAACAUGUGGGAUCAUGUGCAGUGGACAGAGGAGGAGACAGAGAAAGCCCGGCAAAAAGCAGAGGAGAACUCUAAAGAGAAGAUUCCUGUAGAAGAGCAAUCCAAAUAUGACAGAGAAGCUCAUAAAUAUUGGGACCGAUUUUAUGAGAUGCACCAGAGGAAGUUCUUCAGAAACCGAACUUGGCUCUUCACCGAAUUCCCAGAGCUUCUCCCUCCAGACACCACAGGCUUGUGCCUCCCAGAGCAGGAGCAGGAGCAGGAGCAGGAGCAGGAGCAGGGCGGUGGGGUGGACUCGUGCUCCGAGUCUGGGAACAGAGAAAAGCAGCAGCCCUGCGCUUCCAGUACAUUAACCAGUCAUAUGAACACAUUCCCGGGACAGCAUGCUGCUUUCAGGAUACUAGAGGUGGGCUGUGGUGCAGGGAACAGUGUGUUUCCCAUCAUCAGCACCAUCAGGGGCAGUAAGGCGUUUCUGUACUGCUGUGACUUCUCAUCUCAAGCGAUUGAGCUCAUCCAGGAGCACCCAGACUAUGACCCUGCAGUGUGUCACGCAUUUGUGCGGGACAUUUGUGACACGGCGUCCCCAUUUCCCUUCCCCCCCGAGAGUCUGGACAUUAUUCUGGUGGUCUUUGUGCUCUCUGCCAUCCACCCAGUACGCAGAGCUCAAGAUGCGGUGAGGGCUUUGGCUGGAUUCCUGAAGCAGGGAGGAAUUGUGCUGUUCAGAGACUAUGGCAGAUAUGAUCUGGCACAGCUUAGAUUUAAAAAAGGCCAGUGUUUGUCUGAGAACUUCUAUAAGCGCCAGGAUGGAACCUGUGUGUAUUUCUUCACAAAAGAUGAGGUUCAUCAUUUGUUUUCUAAUGCUGGUCUGGAGGAGCUUCAGAAUCUGGAAGACAGGAGACUGCAGGUAAACCGAGGAAAGAAGGUGGUGAUGCACAGAGUGUGGACGCAAAGCAAAUACAGGAAGCCUUGUCUGAUUUCAGACUGAGCGCUCAAAAGAACUGGGCUAAAGGCCUUAACUUGAACACAAAGUCCUAUCAAGAUUUUAUGUGAUAGACUUCAAGUAUAGCAAAUGAUGGAGAUAUAACAUUACAGAAAUGUCAAGAAAGCACUCCAUUUGUAUGUUUCUUUUAACUUCCCAUGUGCCACUAUUUGCCUUUGUUAGGUUUCAAUAAAUUGUAAUGAAUGCGUUGUCUUGUAUUGCAUUAUUAGGUAGUCGAGUGAAUUAACAUUACUGGAGUCUUGAAAGUUAACAGUAGUUCUUCUAAAAGUCACUUUAGCGUUUAAUUAAAGAAACAUGCAUAAUAUUUAGUGCUGGGCAAUCGCGAUUAAUCGCAUCCAAAAUAAAAGCGUUUGUUUACAUAAUGUAUGU